Molecule: messenger RNA, 931 nt
Organism: Eublepharis macularius
Lineage: Eukaryota; Metazoa; Chordata; Lepidosauria; Squamata; Eublepharidae
Product: apoptosis regulator BAX-like
Exons: 6
Coding region: 21-617 (198 amino acids)
Biological process (GO): extrinsic apoptotic signaling pathway in absence of ligand; release of cytochrome c from mitochondria; mitochondrial fusion
Cellular component (GO): mitochondrial outer membrane
Molecular function (GO): channel activity; protein homodimerization activity; protein heterodimerization activity
Source: RefSeq, a predicted model, not a curated record
CCGCCGGCCCGGCGUCCGGGAUGGCUGCCGAGGCAGCGCCCAGCCUGCAGCGCCUUCCAUCCUCCGCGGGGCCAGGGGCUCCUGACAACCUUUCAUACAUCCUUCGAAUUGGAAGGGCCCUGCUCUUUGGGUUUAUCAGAUCUCUGUUUCAGCAACUUGCAGGUGAUCAUCCCCAGAGGGCCUUGGUGGAGCAACUGAGCAGGGAAGACAUGUUGAUGGCUAGAGAGAAUGUGCCAGAUUCUGCCCAGGUCACCUCACUGCGAGAAUUCAUGCUCCACCUAUGGCAAGAACUCAGCAAUAAUCCAGAAAUCUCUAGUAUGGUCCAAUGUGUCAUUGGGAACAACCCACUCAAAGUCUUGGCCGAGGUCUCUGAGACUAUGUUUGCCAGUGGGAUCAACUGGGGCCGGAUUGUCGUCUUCUUCUACUUUGCAUACAGAGUCAUUGCCCAGUCUAGUUCCAGUUGUUUCCAGAGUGUGUUGGAUUGGGCCAUGGCCUUCUUGCGGGACCACUUGGCUGCCUGGAUCCAGCAACAGGGGGGCUGGGUUGCUAUGCUAAACUAUACCAUUUCUCCAAUGGGUAGAGGGAGACUAGAGAACACCCUCAGCUCUACAGACUGAUGUGCCUGCUUUCCUGUUGAGAAAGAAAAUAACUUGACACCCUACCAAUUUGCUCUCUGCUGUGACCGCAGUAGGACUGAUGUGAAACUUCCUUUUUAUUCUUGAGAGUGUGGGGCCGCAGAAGUUAAUGUUUUGCACUUGGGCCAGUGAGAGAGAAGUUCCAGUCCUUUUUGAGACAUAAAACUUGCUUUGCGACUUCAUGUCAGCCACUGUUUUUCAGCCUUAUCUACCAAUUGGAUUGUUGUGAAGGUUAAAGGAGAUGACCUCUGUAUUAUGAGCCCUUUGGAGGAAAGGAUGGGAUGUAAAUAUAUUUU